CACGUCACUGGUGACGCGCCAGGGGCUAUUUAAGACCGGGUUGCGGCGCGAGGUAUGUUAGUCGCUCGCCUCGUUUGACCGCUGUGUGCGCGCUCUCGUGACCUGCCCGGUGAGUACCUCAGGGAUCGCUCUCUCUGCCGCCCGGGGUGAUCCCCGCGGGCCCCGCAGCUCACCCCGAGCUCGGCUCGUGUUAUAUCCCGCCAGGCGCACUUCGCUGGAGUCUGAGUGUGCUCGGAUCCGGCUGUUUCCGGUGCCCGUACCGGUUAACGGCCGCCGUUACCGCGAGGAGGUCUCGGUAAACGGUCUGAUAGAACCUUCCUGGGCGGCUCCCGGUCGGUCCUGGCUCCGGGAUGCGGCCAGUUUCCUGGGGGUUUUUUGUUUUCCCGCCUCCCCCCCCCUCUCCCGGAGCUCGCGCCGCCCGGCCGCCAUGUUGUCUCGGUGUGAGGAGACGGGACGUGAGCAGAGCCAGCCGCGUAAUGGAGGAUCCGGCCCCCGUGGUGACCCGCCAUCUGCUAACACAGCUCCCCGUGUGUCCCCCCUCCCGGGGCCCCGAUAUCGCCCUCCCUGCCCCAGCCUCUCUCCACACACUGGGCUGGCUGUCUCCUAAAGCCAUUUUGUGUUUCUGUAAUUUUUGAAGCAGGCUUUUGUUUCUGGAUUCUCUAUCUUAUUAAUGUGACCGUCCUGUGCCGGGCAGGAGCUGGCAGGAUUAUUUAUCUCCGUAUUUCAGUGAUGGGAGGCUGUGAUUUUGUGGCUGUAGGUGAUAAACCGUUGCAAUGUGGUUAUUAUAAUUUGUGUUGAGUGUAUGUGGAGCCAGAGAUAAUAAUCACAUAAUGGCGGGGGAUUGCUAGGCAUGCCAUGUGGCAUAGUAGGCGCUAGGGGCAGCAGUGAGCAGCUCAUCAUACAUGCUGUGUCUCAGUGUAAAAUAAAUACAGCAACCUGGAGCGCUGUGCUGGGAGUGACUUGCCCAGUAUGCACAAUAUUAGGGAUUUAAAACACAAAAUGCAGGGUUUUUUUUUGUUUUUUUAAACUUAAAUGGCCGGUUUGACUUUUUUUUUUUCACUGUUAACUUGCUAUAUUGUCCUGAACUUGGCAAACUUAAUUGCUAAUAACUACUAAAUAUAUUUUUGUUAAACCAUCGUUCUCUAUGUAAAGUUUGAUUUUACUAAACUGUAGAAACUUGAGCAAACAGGUGAGCUUUGACUGGUUUUGGGGAAACUGUUAUAUAUCUGCUUUCUUGGCUUAAUAAUUUGCUUCACCUAUUUAAAGGAACACUAUCUGGAUUACAAAAUUGUUCUGUAAUAAAUUGGGCUACACCCAUCUCUAAAUACUUAAGGUUAUAUUACUCAUUAAUCCAUUGCUGACUCCACCUCUGUGUAAUUAAGACAUUUUGUUCUGAACAAAUUUAAUGCUUUCUGUAGAAUGGUGUUUGCACAGCAAUACACCUGUCGAUCAGCAUUUCCUCAUAGCAAUUGAAUUAUUGUGUUUAUAUAGGUACAUGGAGACACUAAAUGCCACUUGGAAAGCAUCUUUAGUUUCUUUGGGACUGCCACUAUAGUUGUAACUAGCAAGCACUGUAAAAACAAGUGUUAAGGCUGCAUUGACCUGCUAUAGACACCAGAAUCAUGCAUCUAUCACUACUCUUGUGGGGGGAGGAGGUGGGCUGGUAAUUACAAUGGAGGGUGUAUGUUACUUUUGUUCUGAGUGAUUAUUUGUACUAAAUUUUAUUUAUUGUAUUUUUAAUCAAGGUUUUGCAAGUGAAAAGCUAUGGCUCGUACCAAGCAGACUGCUCGUAAGUCUACUGGAGGUAAAGCUCCCAGGAAACAGCUUGCUACUAAAGCAGCUAGGAAGAGUGCUCCUUCUACAGGAGGUGUCAAGAAGCCUCACAGAUACAGGUAUGUUCCAAAAUGUCUAAACGUUUUAUAGCUAGUCAGUAACAUGUGGUAUUGUUCCAUUGACUGACUGUGCUAGAGUUUUCCAACUCUAAUUUAACCUAGAAUUUGCAGUUUCCUUAUCGCUGCGCCAGUUAAGUGAACUAAAGCUAGUAGCACCUGAAAGGCAAACUAAAGUGCCAGGAAAAAACACUUUUUUUCCCCUGGCACUAUAGCUUCACUCUGUCAAGCCCUCUCCCCUGUUCGUUAACACCUUAUACCACUUAAAGGGACACUGUAGUCACUAUAAGCAUUUCAUCUCUUUGAAUUGGUUAUAGUGCCUGGAGUGCCCUGGCAUUGUCCCUCAUUCAGUGUUGAACCAUGUUUGUGCAGUAUGCCACACAAUAAGAGUCCCAGGCCACCCACAGUCCGGCACCUUCAGUAUGUGUAGCUAAGGCAGAGAUUACACACUUCCUUGUCAUACCGUCAGUUGGAACUCUGACAGGCUAAAAGCAGUCAGCUGAAACUCUCAGCCAAUCACAGCUGUCCAUUGCUGCUCAGGCUAAUACUUCCUUAUUAGCUAGAGCAGCACAGAGGGGAUGGAUUGCCUGGGACUCUUGUUUAGCAUUAAAACUUUUAAAAACUGUUUAAUGCUGAAAGAAAUGAUGGUACCAGAGGACUCCAGACACUAUAACCAGUUUAAUGAGAUGAAGAUACAGUGCCUACGGUGUCCCUUUACCUGUGUACAGUGCCAAUGUCCUUCAGCACUGGCUCGACUCCACCCAUGUUCCUAAUCGGCUGGUGGAGAUCUAAUGCACAGCAAUGGCCCCACUCACUUGCUUCCCCCAGGAAAGCAUCGCUCAGUGCUUUCCUAUGGGGAUUCCGGUGACUUUAGGAAGUCCUCGUGCAUAGCAUGAGGACAUCCAGAAACAUUUAGGUGACGAAAAGUUGCCUAUCAAACUGUAAGUCCCUCUAAUGGCUCUCUGGUAGGUUUAUAAACUGCAAUAAUCACAUGUUAAAGGUGAUGGGAGUCUGUACCCAGACCACUACAACCAGCUGAAGUGGUCUGUGUGCCUAGUGUCACUUUAAGUCUAGUGCUGCAGUACUCUACCUUAGUAACUACUAAACCUCUCAAACCCUGGUCCAGUGCCUUCUGCUCUAUAUAAAAUGGUUCUCAAACUUGGUUUUACAUGAGACAACAUGGGUGGCUGUGCUUUAGAUGGAGGUAGGAACUUUAGUUGUGAGGCUGGCAAGAAUGCCUUGCAAAUACAAACUGAGUAAGGAGCACAACCAUAAAUGUUUCGUAUACAAAAACUUUAUUCAAUGGAUACACACUAAUAGAAUCUCAUUACAUGAAAACAAGAUAGUCAUAAUGUUGUAAAGCAACAACCAGAAACUCUGUAUAUGUAUAUUCGCCAAAUGCAUAAUAUAUGAAUAGCAAAAUAUCAGUAUCAUAGGCAAUAAAAUGGGAUACCAAUACAAUCCAACCCCACAAAUACAUAUAGAAAAAAGCAUACCAGACCUAGUUAGAAGCAGGGACAUUCAAUAAAAAAACAAUGUUUUGGUGAAAUGCCUUUAUCAAGGGAGCUUCUGAAUGCUUUGCACACAGAUUGCCCCUUGUCUUUUCAACCCUAGUAAAUAAGGCUGUGAUCAAGGCAUUAAUGCAGAUCAGGCCACCUGCAAUUUGGUACCUAGGAAUUUUCUUGUGACUACAACUAUUCAAUGAAGUGUGGCUUGAAAUAGGCUGUUAAACUGAGGCACCUUAUUUAUAAUUGUUACUUGAGCUAGUGUACUAACAUGGAAGACUGUAUCUUUAUGAAUUUUUUUGGUUAAUAUGCCAUGGAUUCAGAAGCUCACACUAAAACCAUAAUCUGCAGUCACUAGUAAUAUUAUAUAAUUUUCAAUCUAAUCAAUUUCUCUAACAAGGCCUGGCACUGUUGCUCUGAGAGAAAUCAGAAGAUACCAGAAGUCUACUGAGCUGUUGAUCCGUAAGCUGCCAUUUCAGCGUCUUGUGAGGGAAAUUGCUCAAGACUUCAAGACUGAUCUGAGGUUCCAGAGUGCAGCUAUUGGUGCUCUCCAGGUUUGUAUUGGUAACAUAGCGUGGGUUUUUGCUUUCUUCUGUGUUAACAGACUUUUCUAAAUGUCUUCGAUCUUUUGCAUUUUAGGAAGCAAGUGAGGCUUACCUUGUUGGCCUCUUUGAAGAUACCAACUUGUGUGCUAUCCAUGCAAAGAGAGUAACCAUUAUGCCAAAGGAUAUACAGCUAGCAAGGAGAAUCCGUGGAGAACGUGCUUAAUUUUUGUUGGGAGUUCUGUUUUUGAUCUUAGUUUCUUGUUUUUGUUCAGAAAUUUCUUUUUUACAAAUUGUACAUAAGUGUGUCUUUAUUUUAUAAAGGGUUUGUUAAUUGUAGGGUAGUUGACAGUAAACUGGUAGUGAACAUUUUAUAUGACAUUCCCUUACUCCUCAGGUUUUUCAGAAAAUUUGUAUCUUCAGCUAGCUUUGUGACCCUUUUCAUUAAAUCUGGUCAGCAUGCUUAAUCUAAUUUCUUUACAUACCCUAUCUUUCAUUGUAACUCCAUUGUAAAUAAACUUUCCACUACCUCAACCUGCUGGAAUUGGUUUAAUAUCUAUAUUAGACAGGCUUACUCUAUCAAAAGGUGUAACAUGUAGUAAGCACUGAGGUUUUUUUUUAUAAAUUCAAACUGAUGCAAUUUAGUCUGUCUAGGCACAUUAAAUUUUUGUUAUCAAACAGACUUUGGUUAUUAAACUAGUGCUUAUACUAGUUGCUACUUUCCAAUCUCUAAAUUUCUUGAAUAUAUUGGCAACUCAUGAGCCAUAACUUAACUGGGAAAUCUUCUUGUGAAACCAUGCCAUAAGGUAAGGGUGCUAUAACUAUCUCUCAGCACAAGUACAAAGACCCCUGUAUCUGCAGUGGCUACAGCAGAAAUGCUGUAGAUACCGAUUACUUCCUCCAUGAACUCUUCUAAAAGUAUAAGUGUUUCUAGAGAUUAAAGGAACAUCAUAAUUAAUGCAUCAUAAGUACUAGUCUGUAAGAGUACCAUAGCACCAUAAUAGAAGUAAAACUUGGCAGCAGACUGGCUGUGUCCAUUGUGGCCGAGCGGUGAGGGAGCUGACAUAAUCGGUAGUUUCAUUCCCAUAAUUGCUAGAAUGAUUCUACCGACCAAUCAGACGAAUACUGCAUACAUUUCCACAUAUAACCUUGCAAUUUAACCGAAGACAUUCAAAUACCUGAAAGUACCUUAAAAGACACAAAUUGUGAUAGUUCAAUGUCCUUUGUUGCAUAAGGUAUAUGGUCCGAAGUCUCUGUAAUUGUACUUGGCUAGGUCUUAAAGGGCCGGUAGUGCCAUCCUUAAUCCCAGCCAUUGUACUUAAAGGGGUCCUAUCUUUACAAUAAUCACUGGGCAGGAAGUGCGCCAGCAGCCCCCUCCAGGAAACUGGGGCGUACUCUGGUAUAGGACCCAGUCCGCUACACAUACAUUUAAAAAGCCUGCAGGGACAGGCUUUAGCCACCAGAAUUACAUUAAGCUGUCGUUCUUGUGACUAAAGCUUAUCUUUAAGUAAUAUUUCAUACUGCUUUUAGAUGUUCAACACAGUAUUUCAUUUAAAGUGCUGGUGCAAGGUUUCUGGGUGUUUAAACAGUCUCACGUAGAUGGUUUCCCCACCACCCACCUUUCUUCAAUGGGAAGAAUUUUCCAAGCAGGAUGCCAUCACUGACCACAGAUUGGUAAUAGGUGUGACAUGUACAUUCCUCUUGCAAGCCUUAUGUUCUCAGAUAAAUAACAUCUGUCAUGUAGUUACUGCGACACCACCCUAAUUAUUAAAUGUUUAUAGAAUACAUAACCUAGUUCCACUCGCACAAGUGCUAUAUGUCUUUACUGUGCAGCUGUUGCCUUUAUAGUUGCAGCCUUUUUGGAAGAGGAAGCAAUUGGAAGGUAACAAAAACCUCUUUAUAGCUUCAAGAUUAAAGGGACACUAUAGGCACACAGACCACUUUAGCUCAUUGAAGUGGUCUGAGUGCAGUGUCCCUAUUGCUGCAAUGUUGGCAGGGCAGAGGUAACAGAUUUUUUUUUUUUCCCCAUAGGAAAGGUCUAAUGCGUGACUUUAUUCCUGGCACUAUAGUAUCCCUUUAAAAAGUGCAAAUUGUGCAUUCAAAGU
Pelobates cultripes (western spadefoot toad) is the source of this 6041-nucleotide messenger RNA. The record is from the annotation of a GenBank genome assembly. NCBI's taxonomy places the organism in Eukaryota, Metazoa, Chordata, Amphibia, Anura, Pelobatidae.